UUUCCUCUCCGGUGUUACAGAGCCUAAAUUUCCCACAAAAAGAUAUAAUUUAUAUUAUAAAAUUUUUGGCACAGAAACCAAUACAACCCCAGUAGGACACCGCAGAGUUAAUAAGAUUCCUCUAAAGCUGGAUCAAAAUUGAUGGUUUUUCUGCUUUUAACAACCACACAGUUGAAACCUCCGCUAUAAGACUCCUCCCUCCUCUGUCCCUUCAAAAGCUCAAUUCUUUUCUCUUCUCUUCUCCCCUCCACCCUUCUAUUUGACCCCUAGUCCAACAUACUCUUACUAAACAGUCUCACAGAUACCCUCCCUCUCCCACUGCCUCUCUACUAGCGCUUUUCUUCUUUCUUUCUUUCUUUCCAAUCUCUAUACAUGCACCUUCUCUAGCAGCGUAGAUCUCUCUCCUUCAAUGGCAAUACACCCGCAAGCUGUUUCUACUGAAGAUUGAUACUAUAGAAUCUUUCUUGAGUCAAUCCAGUUGUUUCCGGGAGUUUUAUUUGAUUUCUUGGCCGUUGGAGGGAGGAGAGGGGCUCUGUUUUUGGGGACCAAAAUGGCAGCAGAGACUGUAGAUACUACCACUACUACUAAUACUAGUUCUAAAGCAUCAUUGCCCGAGGCAGAGAAGAAGAAAGAACAAAGCUUGCCAUUUUACCAUCUUUUCUCAUUUGCUGAUAAGUAUGAUUGGCUGCUUAUGAUCUCUGGUAGCUUAGGAGCCAUUAUUCAUGGCUCUUCAAUGCCAGUCUUUUUCUUGUUGUUUGGUGAAAUGGUUAAUGGGUUUGGGAAGAACCAAUCUGAUUUGCCAAAAAUGACCCAUGAAGUCUCCAAGUAUGCACUAUAUUUUGUAUAUCUUGGCCUUGUUGUGUGCAUAUCAUCAUACGCAGAGAUUGCUUGCUGGAUGUACACUGGGGAGAGGCAAGUAGGCACACUGAGGAAGAAGUAUCUAGAGGCUGUGUUGAAACAAGAUGUUGGGUUCUUUGAUACGGAUGCAAGAACUGGAGAUAUUGUCUUUAGUGUCUCAACGGACACUCUUCUUGUCCAAGAUGCCAUCAGCGAGAAGGUGGGGAACUUUAUACACUAUUUGUCAACAUUUCUAGCCGGGCUAGUGGUUGGUUUUGUAUCAGCAUGGAGGCUAGCACUGCUAAGUGUGGCAGUGAUACCAGGAAUAGCUUUCGCUGGUGGCUUAUAUGCUUAUACUCUUACUGGUCUCACAUCCAAGAGCCGCGAAUCCUAUGCACAAGCCGGCAUAAUUGCCGAGCAGGCAAUUGCGCAAGUUCGGGCAGUUUACUCAUACGUUGGAGAGAGCAAAGCCUUAAAUUCAUAUUCAGAUGCAAUACAAAAUACUUUAAAGCUUGGAUACAAGGCUGGGAUGGCUAAAGGUUUGGGGCUGGGAUGUACCUAUGGAAUAGCUUGCAUGUCAUGGGCCCUUGUGUUUUGGUAUGCUGGUGUUUUUAUCAGAAAUGGACAGAGUGAUGGAGGGAAGGCUUUCACUGCGAUUUUCUCUGCCAUUGUUGGUGGCAUGAGUUUGGGCCAGUCAUUUUCUAAUCUUGGGGCAUUUAGCAAAGGUAAAGUGGCUGGAUAUAAGUUGAUGGAAAUUAUUAAGCAAAAGCCUUCCAUAAUUCAAGACCCCUCUGAUGGGAAGUGCUUGCCUGGGGUUAAUGGGAACAUAGAAUUCAAGGAUGUAACUUUUAGCUACCCAUCAAGGCCAGAUGUUAUGAUAUUCCGUGAUUUCUCAAUCUUCUUUCCUGCUGGAAAGACUGUUGCUGUUGUUGGUGGUAGCGGGUCAGGGAAAAGUACUGUUGUCUCUCUGAUAGAGAGGUUUUAUGAUCCUAAUCAGGGACAAGUUUUGCUUGAUAAUGUGGACUUAAAGACCCUGCAACUGAGGUGGUUACGUGAUCAGAUUGGGUUGGUGAAUCAAGAACCUGCGCUCUUUGCAACCACCAUACUUGAGAACAUUUUGUAUGGAAAGCCUGACGCCACAAUGGAUGGAGUGGAAGCUGCUGCUUCUGCUGCAAAUGCACAUAGCUUUAUUACUUUGCUUCCUAAUGGUUAUAACACUCAGGUAGGGGAGCGAGGAGUCCAACUUUCUGGUGGCCAAAAACAAAGAAUCGCAAUUGCUAGAGCUAUGUUGAAGAAUCCAAAGAUCCUACUUCUUGAUGAAGCUACUAGUGCCCUUGAUGCAGGCUCUGAAAGCAUUGUUCAAGAAGCAUUGGACCGUCUCAUGGUUGGAAGAACAACCAUUGUUGUUGCACAUCGACUCUCCACCAUUAGAAAUGUUGAUACAAUUGCAGUUAUUCAACAAGGGCAAGUUGUUGAGACAGGAACCCAUGAAGAACUGAUUGCCAAAGGAAGAGCAUAUGCUUCAUUAAUCCGAUUCCAAGAAAUGGCGAGAAAUAGAGACUUUGCAAACCCAUCAACUCGAAGAUCACGCUCAUCACGUCUAAGUCAUUCACUUUCAACAAAAUCUUUAAGUCUCCGGUCUGGCAGUUUACGGAACUUGAGCUAUUCAUACAGUACUGGUGCUGAUGGCCGCAUUGAGAUGAUCUCAAAUGCUGAAACUGACCGUAAAAAUCCAGCACCAGAUGGCUAUUUCUGCAGACUACUCAAGUUAAAUGCUCCUGAAUGGCCAUAUUCUGUAAUGGGUGCUAUAGGAUCUGUGCUUUCUGGGUUUAUUGGUCCAACCUUUGCCAUAGUGAUGAGCAACAUGAUUGAGGUUUUCUAUUAUAGAAAUCCUGCCUCAAUGGAAAGGAAGACAAAGGAGUAUGUUUUCAUUUACAUUGGCGCUGGACUUUAUGCUGUUGUUGCAUAUUUGAUUCAGCAUUACUUCUUCAGUAUUAUGGGAGAGAACCUUACUACAAGAGUGAGAAGAAUGAUGCUGGCAGCAAUUCUGAGGAAUGAAGUCGGAUGGUUCGAUGAAGAAGAGCACAACUCGAGCCUUGUUGCAGCUCGAUUAGCUACGGAUGCUGCUGAUGUAAAAUCUGCAAUAGCCGAGAGAAUAUCUGUGAUACUACAAAACAUGACUUCUCUCCUCACUUCAUUCAUAGUUGCUUUCAUAGUGGAAUGGAGGGUCUCCCUUCUCAUUUUAGCUACCUUCCCUCUUCUUGUCCUUGCCAACUUUGCCCAGCAACUCUCUCUCAAAGGGUUUGCUGGAGACACAGCCAAGGCCCAUGCAAAGACUAGCAUGAUUGCUGGUGAGGGAGUGAGCAAUAUUAGAACUGUUGCAGCUUUUAAUGCCCAAGAUAAAAUCCUCUCUCUGUUCUGCUACGAGCUUCGUGUUCCACAGCUUCGCAGCCUACACAGGAGCCAAACAUCUGGCCUCCUAUUUGGCCUCUCUCAGCUUGCUCUCUAUGCAUCUGAAGCUCUCAUCCUCUGGUAUGGUGCUCACCUUGUGGGCAAAGGGGUCUCCACAUUCUCAAAGGUUAUUAAGGUUUUUGUAGUACUGGUGAUCACAGCUAAUUCAGUAGCAGAAACUGUUAGCCUUGCUCCAGAGAUUAUAAGAGGUGGUGAAUCUGUCGGUUCUGUAUUUUCAGUUUUGGACCGUUCCACCAGGAUUGAUCCAGAUGAUCCUGAGGCUGAGCCUGUUGAAUCAAUGCGUGGGGAGAUUGAGCUUAGGCAUGUUGAUUUUGCAUACCCAUCACGACCUGAUGUACCAGUGUUCAAAGACCUUAGCCUUAGAAUACGUGCUGGCCAAAGCCAGGCCCUUGUGGGAGCUAGUGGGUGUGGAAAGAGUUCUGUCAUUGCACUGAUUGAGCGAUUUUAUGAUCCAACUGCUGGAAAGAUUAUGAUUGAUGGGAAGGAUAUUCGAAGAUUGAAUUUGAAGUCCCUGAGGCUUAAAAUUGGAUUAGUGCAACAAGAACCUGCCCUCUUUGCAGCAAGCAUUUUUGAUAACAUUGCCUAUGGGAAGGAUGGUGCAACCGAAGCUGAAGUAAUCGAGGCAGCACGUGCAGCAAAUGUGCAUGGGUUCGUUAGUGCAUUGCCUGAUGGGUACAAAACACCAGUUGGUGAAAGAGGAGUUCAGCUCUCUGGAGGACAAAAACAGAGAAUUGCAAUUGCAAGGGCUGUUCUUAAGGAUCCAGCAAUACUUUUACUAGAUGAGGCUACAAGCGCUCUUGAUGCUGAAUCAGAAUGUGUGCUACAAGAAGCACUUGAGAGGUUAAUGAGAGGUCGCACCACAGUUCUUGUAGCUCACCGUUUAUCAACCAUUAGAGGUGUGGAUAGUAUUGGAGUAGUGCAAGACGGUCGGAUUGUGGAGCAAGGCAGCCAUUCCGAAUUAAUUAGCCGAGUGGAUGGGGCAUAUUCUAGACUCUUGCAGCUACAGCACCAUCAAAUAUGAGUGAGAGGGAAAGAGGGUUUUGAUGGAAGCAACAUGGCCUUGUUGGUUGGUAAUUAUGUUUGGGGUCCCAUUAACCUUUAUGUUUCCAUUUUUUUUCUUCUUUUUUUUGAAUGAUGAUGACAGUUGUAGAUAUGGAAUGUGUAGACUAUAUCUUGAGAACUAUCACCCCAUUUCCCAUGGGGUAGCAAGUGUUAUAUUAUUAAAUAUCUAAUGGUUCAUAAGCCUGUUGUCUA
Messenger RNA from Hevea brasiliensis (rubber tree), 4563 nucleotides. RefSeq names its product ABC transporter B family member 19. NCBI's taxonomy places the organism in Eukaryota, Viridiplantae, Streptophyta, Magnoliopsida, Malpighiales, Euphorbiaceae. The coding region runs from base 551 to 4330 and encodes 1259 amino acids. Gene Ontology annotation, biological process: transmembrane transport. Gene Ontology annotation, molecular function: ATP hydrolysis activity; ABC-type transporter activity; ATP binding. The transcript has 10 exons. The record is from RefSeq and is a predicted model, not a curated record. Gene Ontology annotation, cellular component: membrane.